UUUGUGGCCCUUCCACAAACGCACCCAUCAAUGAAGUAAACAUUCAACAUGGAUGGUUUCCGACUAUUCUCAUCCGUAUUUUAGGUCAAAUAAUUGUUUAGGAUGUGUAAGUGAAGUUUAGAGAAGUUAUUGUUAUUUAGUGAAAAUGUCUUCAGAAAGGGUGGAAUGGGUGGAGAUUAUCGAGCCGAAGACAAAGGAGCAUAUGUAUGCUAACCUAACAACUGGCGAAUGCGUCUGGGAUCCACCUGAGGGUGUAAAAGUCAAACGUACAGACUCAUCACAAUGGUGGGAACUUUUUGAUAUCAACACACAUAGGUUUUACUAUUACAAUGCCUCGACACAGACAACUGUAUGGCAUAGGCCCACUGACUGUGAUAUUAUACCGCUGGCUAAAUUGCAAACGUUGAAACAGAAUACGGACCCUCAGAAACGGAGGGAGACCUCCACGCAGACUAAUCAACCUGCACCUCAGGCACCUCCAGUCCUAGACCCAGUUAGCAGCAAUGGCAACAGCACAGUCGCGAGCGUCAGCAAGCUGUCGCCUGGCAACGCAAAAACUGUCACUCUCACGCAAACCAGUCCCGUGCGAACAAGGAGGUCCCAUUACCAUCACAGGAACAGUGGGGACAGCAGACGCGGGCGGCUGAGCGAAGAUGGCUCCACCCAGCUGUGUAGACAUACAGACUCCGGCAGGUCUUCCGAUAGCAGCAUCAGCAGCGCACAGCAGAGGAGGAAACAGGAACUUAGUGCAGCUAUAUGUAAUCCCCCUGUAUGUACUCCGCAACUUAGGAAACGAAGCAGUGCGGCAACUGCACAUGAAGCUGAGAAAUGGUCUCCCCAUACAGGACUGAAUCGCAGUGGAAGUUUCAUAUCACCUAGGAAAGAUGCAUCUGACGAUUCGAUGCACGAAAAAUAUUUCAAAUCCGUUGAGAGUACUCCCCUGACCAGAAGAAAGUUAAAACAGCAAUCGGCGGGUGGAUCGUCUUGUGACUCGGCGUCGCCGCAAAGUCCUAGCAGUCCGUUGCAAAAACCACAGCCCACUCCGUUCUUGCAGACGACAGCAGCCCGACCAUCAUUGGUGUCGUCUAUAUCUCUAGCGACGGACGCGGCGGCGGGCGUCGGCUCGCGCGUCAUGCAUAGCUUGGAGAGACCACAUCAGCUUUCCAGGCAUGCUAGGGAACGGUUCUCUGAUAGGCAUUUAGACAAAGACAGGUUAGCUGAACUGGAGCGCAUGGACAGGUACCCGGAGAAGCAAGCCGUAUACAGCGUCGACAAGCCUUUCAGACAAACCAGCCUGGAUCUACGUCACAACGCCGCUUCUGCUAACUGGCACCCAGCGAGGGACUUUACUAGACGUCAACAAGCAGAACCGGAACGCUAUACUUCAAGCAAGACUUCAGUGUCGUCCGGCAGCAGCAAGCACCGGACGCCGCCGCAUGAACCGCAUCACAACUUUAUGAGACUUUCCUCCGCGAACGAACAGGAUAAUAUUGCUGCUGUGAACUACAAGUUGAAGUGCGUGAACUUGGUGGAGCCGCCGCUGACGGAGCCCAAUGUACAGAAACACAACCAAAGACUCGAGAGGUCCACUGCUCCUAGAGAUCGUACCAAAUCGAGACGUCACAAAAGACCAGUAGAGAUGGAAGACGGCCCAGUAGACGGCGAAGAAGAAGAGGACGAAGGAGGUAGCUCCCCACUGUAUUGCAACUGGGAUCUACGCGGCAUGCAACAUCUGUUGCCGCUGCAGGACUAUAUCAUACAACAAGCGAAAUUAUCCAGUCGCAGCCGCUACGGCGCCGGAUCAGGUUCGGACGGCGAAUCCGGCUCUUCCAGAUCCCACUCCCGUUCCGGUUCCGAAUCCCGUUCGCUAUCCGGCCACGAACCGGACAACGAGUCGUCGGACGGCGGCGCCCGGACACCGGACGAUGACGACGGAUCCGGCGUUUACUUGCCGCAUUCGUACGCUCAUAGACCAGUUGAUGUGGAAUAUAUGAACCAUGGAGUGUCGUAUUAUAAUACUUUUGUUGGAUUCGAUCGGGAUAGAGAUCGGCAGCCGUCGCCUGGGAUUCAUAGAACGUCGUCUCUCGGCGGCGGCGGCGCGGGUGCAGAUGCCGGGGACGGUGCGGGAGCCCUGUACAGCCCUGUACGGCAGCACGCGCCGCGCCCGCCCGUCGAGCAGGACAUCGAGAUCUUCGCGAAAGACAAUCUUAACUUCAACAAGGGAAUCUUUAGGAGAAAGGCGUCAGUCCGCGACCUGCUAUCUUGGACAUCAUCGUCGAUCAGUGCCCCCAUGGUGGGCGCGGACUGGGACAAGGCACACAAGAAGGCCGCCAUCGACCUGUUCCGCCUCGUGCAGAUAUACAUGGGCGACCGCAAGGCCAGGCCCGGCAUGACGCUCAACUCUGUGGCACAGGAUAUAUUGCAUGCCACCUUCGCUAAUGAGAAACUCCGCGACGAGCUAUACGUACAACUAUGCAGACAAACCACAGAGAACCCGCUACGCGACUCCUUGCUCCGCGGCUGGGAACUGCUGGCUGUAUGCCUGGCUUUCGUGCCUCCGUCGUCUGCCUUCCAGCCUGCGCUUACUAACUAUGUGAAUAGGCAUAGAGACCCGGCGUUCGCUGAUGCUUUUCCUGAGGUGGGCAAAUGGCCUAUUCACGUGCAAGUAUCGCACUACGCGGGCGUCGCGUGCAAGCGACUAGAGAGGAUCGGCUUCGGAGGCAAACGACAGCCUAGGAAACCUACCACUGACGAUAUUGAUCAGGCUAGGAUACAAAUCUUCCGCCAAUCAAUGUUCGGUAACACCCUCUCCGAAGUAAUGACGUUACAAAAGGAACGCUUUCCUAACCGUCAACUGCCCUGGGUACAAGUGGCGUUAUCUCAACAAGUACUAGCGCUCAAUGGCAGGGAGACUGAAGGCAUAUUCCGUGUGUCAGCUGACGUGGAUGAGGUCAAUGCCCUGAAGGCGAAGAUCGAUAAUUGGGAGCUGCCUGAUGCUUCCACUUUAACGGACGCGCAUGCGCCGGCCAGUCUACUGAAGCUGUGGUAUCGCGAGCUGUACGAGCCGCUGAUCCCCGACGCGCUGUACGCGGCCUGCGUGGCGGCCGGCACUGACUUCGCUGCUUGCACCCGCGCGUUACAUCGUCUGCCGCCUAUUAAUAGAUUGGUACUGACCUAUCUAAUAAGUUUCCUCCAACAAUUCACGGCGCCCGAAGUGGUAAGUCAGACCAAGAUGGACUCUGCGAACCUCGCGAUGGUGUUCGCGCCGAACUGCCUGCGCUGCACGUCGCAGGACCCGCGCGUCAUACUGGAGAACGCGCGCAAGGAGAUGACCUUCCUCAAGACCCUCAUCACCAACCUCGACACAUCUCACGUGCAGGAUCUUCUGUGACCUAUGAAUCUCAGCUACUGCAACAACAAUGUCGCUUCCGAACGGCUCACUGACUUUUAGGGAACGUUCACGAACAUUUCCAGGCAGCUGUGACGUGCCCUACUAUAAGAACUCGUGUACCAUAUCCCUGUACUACGUGUCACGUGUGUCUAGUCUGUGCUCAUCGACGUAUCGGUGCAUAAACUUUGUAUGGUAUACACCAAAGCCCCGCGACUUCCCUUAAUUAUUACAUAUAUUUGACAUUCUUGUAUAUUUUUUGUAUUUUUGUACGCUAUAAAUGAAUAAUUUUAUUUGGUUGUACCCAAAGAUAUUUAAUGAGAUGUGAUUUUAAUUAUAUUAGACUUGAGCUUUACGAAAAUGUAUUUGCAAUGUAUUUUGAAAGAAUUAGUUUUUGGUGCGGCUGCGUGAUUGUUUUUAUUAGUAACGAAUUAUAUUGUUUAGUGUGGGAGAGUGGAACGUUUCGUUGAGUGAGCGAUUACUUUUGUAUCAUGCAUGUUGAUGAAACUAAUUUGAAUUGUAACUAAACAUUGUGGUGCUCUACAAACUAGGAGACGCGCCUCUAUCGUGAACCGUUAGUUCACUACCCAUAAAUAUUAUUCUUACACUGCCUACUGACUGGACAGUGCCGGUUUUAAACUUGUGCUUUAUUCAGUAUAUGCAAAUUAAAUGCAAAUUAUAAUCCAAAGUGAUAUUUACUCGAAUAUUUUAUACAAAGAUAAAUCAACUUAAUAUAUCAGCUAAAUCUUUAGAAUAAAUUAUAGAUGAAUAUUUAUAAAUCUGGGUAGUGAACGAUUGGUUCUUUAAAAGUAUGUAACACAUCUCAGCUGAUUAGAAAUAGUUAAGGAAACCUGAUUCAGAGAGCACUUCGCAUGAGAGCUUCGACACGCGUUAUUUAUUGAACAUUACAUCACUUUCCUAGUGUACCAGUAUCAUGAUAUCAUCGGUUUUAAUACUUUAUUAUAUGAAGAAAUACUUUAGUGGUAUUAUUAGGCGAAUAGUACGUAUCAUCACACUCAGGGACUGGUCUUUAUUUUUUUUAUAAGUAAAAUAGUCCACAGUAUAAAUCAUUUAAUUAAAAACAGUUCGUAAGUCGUCAUAAUGUUAAAAUUUUACGUAUGACAUACGACAAUAUUUUUGACGCCGAUAGGGAAAGAGUUAAUAUGCUUUACGUCAUUAUAAUUUAUUUAAAGUCGGCUAGGUUUAUUUGUCCACCACUACCAGUCCCUAAUCACAAUCAUAUACUACGUUUUAAGUUAAUGAACAUCGUCGAAUUAUGUAUUUACAUUACCAAAUUACGACCACGAUACGCAUUUAUUUUUUACUGUGUAAGUUAAAUGUAGUAUAAGUUGGUUCAGAGUCUCAAAAUAUUACUUAAAGCAACUUCCGAUAUAUCUGUGAAUGAAUAAAACAUGUUCUGAAACAACUGUUUACUGUAGACCAUUUGUGAAGGCAGUUGCUAUCCUACUCGAAUGAAAGAAUACGUCAAAAGAGUUACUAUUAUAGAAUAGGUGAAUUUAAAGGGCAGCUUUAAAUUAGACAAGCUUAAAGGAAAUAUUAUGAAAAUGAUUCCUAAUGGCACGGUUUGUGAUUAUCUCUAUAAUUUUAUUGAAACUGAUUCAAGCAUUAUGGAACGCCCCACGUUACAACGUGUCGGUCAUUUUAAUUUUGAAUCUAGAAAUACUGUAAUUAUUGUAAUGCUAUUUUAGUUCGAUUUAUAAAAUCGAAUAAAUGGACAGCCUUCUAUAAGUACGAAUAAUCCCGUUUUAAGAGUUUUAGGUCACCGCGAUUUUAUUAUUAGAUACCAAUACAUUAUUUUAAUUUGAGACUAAUGUUUAUAAUGCAUAGAUUCUUCGAAUAGAUUUUCCGUAGUUUUAAAGUGAUUAAAUAAAAAAGAUUAUAAAGCCUACCUAAAGUUUCAUAUUCGGCUACGCAAGAAUAUAGUUAGUCCAAUCCCAGUUCGUAGAAAGUUAAUUCUUGUAGCUUUAUGCAGUACUUUUGUCUAAGGGGAAUUUUUAUUAAGAGUUUUAAAGAAAAUAUUAUUCUAUGAUAAACCUACUAUAAUUAUGGAAUUAUUUGACCACCGCCUUUUAUUCAAGUUCAUACGAAUAGUUAACGCGAGCAUUUAUGCAGUACAAUUGUAAGCAGUUCGUAAAAGCAAGCUGACGCGUUCCUAUUAUCUACUAUGGUCUGUUAGACUUCUGAUUUGUAGUUAGUAUGGUGUGGGAAAUGACAGUCGAACCACUGCAUGGAGUAGGUACAAAGUUGCAAUAAAAAAAUAUUUACUAUUUAACUAAAUAAUAACUGGCGUUGAUUCUGUAGGAUAUUAUUUUUGUAAUUUGAUUAUGAAUGGUGGCAGCAUCAAUGCCAAUGUGUAGCAAUGUGCAGAGGCCUUGUCCAGAUUAACUGAAAAAAUGCGACUCCAUUAAAUGUGUAAAUGUGUUUUAUAAGAAUUAUAUUUCUUUAGAUGUUGAAUGUGCAUGAUCAGGUCUGGUCAAGGUUCAAUAGAGAGAGUAUUUUGGACUACCUUGAGUCCCAUGUAUAAUAAUGAAUUAUAAGUAUUGAAUCACAAUUGAUUUAAGUUGAAAGUGGCAGCUUUAUUUUUUGUUACGAUGUUUUUACAUUAAUUUCACUAUUUUUGUAAAGUAUACAAACUGGCCGCGAUUAGUACCUUUUCACUAACAAUUACUAACCUUCAUAUCUUGAUCUCAAAAUCAAAGUUUGUAUUUUAUUGGUAUUCUUUCAAAAGUAUUGAGUUUUAAAACAGUAAUCUCCUUUAAUAAGAUCUAUGUGUAUUAUGGAAUAUUGGCAUAAUCAUAUCUAUAAAUAAGAAAAAAUGUUAGAUCUGCUUAUAUUCGGCGGUACAGGAGGGUGGAAUUUAAUAGCUUAAAGUACUUCAGACAUGUGUUAAGCUGGACUAUAUGAUUAAAUAUUAUAUGAAUAUAUAUCUGGGCUCCUACGAGUGCAUGUACCGCAAAACAAACUAUUUUAAUGUACCAGAAAAUAAGCUUUCAAUUAUAAUACGGGACGCAAAUUAUAUGAAUAUAUUUGUACAUCAUUGUUACCGUAAAGAAACCUAUAUAAUUAUGUGCCAUAAUAAUAUCAUAAAUGCCUAACAAUAACUUGUUACUGAUGCAGUGAACCUGUAACCUGUAUCUAUAUUUUAACAAUCUUUAUGAUAGUUUAGUUGCUAGGUCGAAGAUUUGUUUUAGAAUGCUUCUGAAGAAUAGAUGGCUAUCGAACAUCAACGGUGAAUUAUAGGAUAGGAACGGAGGUUAAUUAAGCUCUCAAUAUUCUUUAUAUUAUAGAAUAUUUGUUGUAAAGAUUACGACAGAGCACAAUUUAUUUUUUGUGUACAUUAUUAGUUAGCUAUUUAUCGAAAUAUAGCGAUUACAUAGUUCUAUUAUCGCGGACGCAGCGAAGCUACUAUAAUAUAAUAGUAGUAUACCAAUGUGCUUGUAAUUUCUCAUUAUGUAAAAUUGUAUAGUGCUUAUAAAUAGUUCCAAAAAUAAUUUUUGUCAACCUUAAUAUCCCUUUGUACAUAACAUGCCUAUAUUCCUUUAUUGUUUAUGACAAUAUAAUGCCUACGAUGUUCAUAAUGUAGAUUAUCACUGUAAAUGUGAACGUUCAGGAGAAAUAAAUUACUAAAUAUCCGUUGGAUAUACUGCGAAUACCAAAA
This is a messenger RNA of Helicoverpa armigera (cotton bollworm), 7067 nucleotides long. RefSeq names its product rho GTPase-activating protein 39 (gene RhoGAP93B). The transcript is spliced from 22 exons. Lineage: Eukaryota; Metazoa; Arthropoda; Insecta; Lepidoptera; Noctuidae. The record is from RefSeq and is a predicted model, not a curated record. Gene Ontology annotation, biological process: signal transduction. Gene Ontology annotation, cellular component: cytoplasm; cytoskeleton. Bases 146 to 3391 code for a protein of 1081 amino acids. Gene Ontology annotation, molecular function: protein binding; GTPase activator activity.